Messenger RNA from Triticum aestivum (bread wheat), 1346 nucleotides. RefSeq lists its product as uncharacterized. Lineage: Eukaryota; Viridiplantae; Streptophyta; Magnoliopsida; Poales; Poaceae. The record is from RefSeq and is a predicted model, not a curated record. The coding region runs from base 78 to 1106 and encodes 342 amino acids. The transcript is spliced from 7 exons.
UUCGUUUGGAUGCUCCACGUAUCCACAGCGUCAUCAAGUCAUGGGCUGUGGCUUCAAUCCCCGGAUUUUUUGUUUGCAUGUGCUGUGCUGCUAUGAAGCAUUGUUUAGCAAACAAUGUUUUGGGAAUUUCUUCCCGUAUCCAGCACGUGUUCCCACCCGCAGAUGCUGCCUCCAUGCUUUUCGUUGCCGACACUGCAAUAUCUGGUAUAUGUGUUGCACUUGCCCUCUGUAUCGCUGUGCCAAGAGCUAGCAAGAACCGUUUCUUUAAUUACGCAUUUUUGCGAUACACUGUAAUUAUCAUCAUACUGAACUGGUUUCAAUCCACACAGGGUGGGGGGCAGCCUGCUGUACAAUACGUUGCUUGUGGCGUGAUUAGUUUUGUUGCUGUUCACUGUUUGUGGAAUGUAGAAGUAAAACAGCCGAUGAGUGAAGUGUGGGAUUGGAACAUGUAUGGAACCAAACUGAAGUUUCAUGGAUGGUUUAUUAACACUGCCAAUGAGGAUGGUGACGGAGGUGAGGAUGGUGACGGAGGUGAGGAUGAUGCUUCAUUUGCCUCGGAGCAUUCCGAUGAUGAAGAUUUGACUGGGUUGUCAAUUUUACGUGCGGUGCAAGUGUUGGCCAUUCGUGCAAACUUCCGUAUCAGCCGUAUGGACGCCCAUGACUGGUACCAAAGUUUUGUCAUCUAUAUGGCGCUCGAGGGGGAAGUACAAGAGGAAGGAAUGGAUUUGGUACUCAUUGGACCAUGUGGGAUACUACAUGCUUACGGUGCCUUUUGCUUGGAGGUUUUCACAGAAGACCUGGUUUUCACAGAAUACGAUGAGGGUUCUUCUACUGAUGAUGAGGGAUCUUGGGGCGGUCAUUUCCGCCGAGGCUGGGAUGUUACUGAUCCUGAUGAAGUUGAGGAAUUCACACAAACCAUCUAUGGAGGCCUUGGCCGCAAGUUGGAGAUCACAUACUUGGUGAUUCCGGAAGUAGUUGAGACCUAUGUUGAGGUCAGGUUGAACCUCAAAGACUUCAGUUCGAGAAGCCGCUCUGUGUAUGGUAGCGUCCAGGCAAUUGCCAUUGACUAUGGGAGCAAAAGUGUCAAUCUCUUCAGUUUUGAAUGAGGCAGUAGCUUGUCCCUGCCCUGUGGUUCCACGUGCAUUCUUCCACUGGGACCACCCGCGAUUGCAUUGCCUAAAGGUAGCAAGUACAAACUCCACAUAGAGGUGGACCUAAGAGUAAUCACGACCUGUGACAGCCAAGAAGAGGACAAGAAUUUGAAAUUAUGUCUAGACUGCAGCCGUAGAAUUAGGAGUGAAGAACGUCUAGAGUUACCCCGUAGAAUUAGGACUCAAAAAAGAGAA